This is a messenger RNA of Rotaria sp. Silwood1, 1584 nucleotides long. The record is from the annotation of a GenBank genome assembly. Lineage: Eukaryota; Metazoa; Rotifera; Eurotatoria; Philodinida; Philodinidae.
AUGCAACCAGUGAAUUCAACACCGAAACGCGGUCAUCCACUAGAUGAAAGCGGAGGUUCGAUCAGCAACGGAAGAGGUCUCCGUAAAUAUCCUCGAAGGGGUAUUGACAAUAAUGCACAUAAGCACUCACAUAAUGUACAACCAGAAAUUAAUUUACAAACACAGCAACCAUCGUCUUCGAUGUCGUCAGAUGUAAGACAACAUCAAGAGAUAAAUCAAGAUAAUACGAAUCGUAAACGAAUUUCUUUUAAUCAACUGAAGCACGCGGUAUCGUCUAAUUUACCAUGUUUCUUUAUUGAAUUCACCUCGGAUGUGGAUCGUAAUAGUAUUCCAACAGCUCUUCAUGCAAGUGAUCUUAUACUGAAAGAACUGCAAACCAAUGGUGUUUUAAUCAAUAGAUUUACAUUAGUAGGAUGGGCAGGAAAAAAGCUAAAGUUAGGUGUUAAUAAUAAAGAAGAUUACGCUACUCUCGUCAGUUCGGAUAAAUGGCCAACAAAGAUAAAUGGAAUUGAUAUUGUGGUCGUGAAACCAAAAUAUAUACCAGAUUCAUUCACUCUCGUCGUCCGUUAUGUACCUAGGGAAUUAGAUGAAAAUUUUGUUUCAAAUGAAAUUCAGCGAACAAUUGCUUCUGCAGAUCGUAUUAAACGUAUUCAUUAUUCAUACCAAAGAAGAACAGAUGAUUAUCGAUUCGAAGUGAAAGAUUAUCGUGAAUAUAAUGCUGUGUUGCAACUGGGUCGAAUUGCAAUAGGUCAUUCGUGGUUAUCGAUCACCAAGUUUUAUCCGGGAAAUCGUUUAACGUACUGCACGAAAUGUUGGCGUAUUGGCCAUUUAAGGAACAAAUGCAGCUCAGAAAGCAAAUGUCGUAUUUGUCUUGAAAGUCUGAAUGUCAAUACUCCUCAUAUGUGUAAAAAUGUACCGAAAUGUGCUCAAUGUGAUGGAGAUCAUCAUUCGUUGGAUAGUCAAUGUCAAGUUUUAAAAGAAUAUAAAGAUCAAUUAAAGGAAGAUGUCGAAGAUGCCAUACAAAAAGGACUAUUACAGCGAUUCUCACCGCAAGAGAAAGCACCUACAUUUGAACGUCGAGAGCAAGACUUUCCACCAUUAGCAGCAAGUGAUAAUCAUUCCAAUAAAAAAUGGAAUACUGCGCUACCACGUACAACUGUUGAGUCGAAUGACUUACGAGCAUCAUAUACUGAUAAAACAAUUGAAUCCAUCAAUGAUAAUCUGACAAAACUAAUCGAUAGUAACAAACGGCUUGAAAAUAAAGUUGAUCUAGUAUCAUCAAGUAUAAAAACCGUUACUCUUGAUAUUCAGCUACAUCAAGCAGUCUUAGCAGAUACUAUCAAUAUUAUGAAAGACUUCAUGCAAUAUGUUAUACCAGCAUCGUUAACUGCUAGCAAAGUUGAAAGAUCAUCGUUGGUACAAGUCACGAGCGAAUACUACAAGCGCCUUCAUGUCGCGUCCUCAAGAUUAAUAAAUGGUUUCCAAUUAAAUCAAUUAAAUCAGCAAGUUGAACUGUUUGUGCAUAAUACUAACAUUGAUCAACACUCUGCAUCAGUUCACAAAUCUUCACAGAAUGAUAAGUAG